AUGAACGCACCAGAUCGUUUCGAGCUGUUUAUCAUCCCAGAUGGUGUAAAAAAGAUCACAUAUACAUACGACCCAAAGAUAGACAAUGCUGCUACUUUUGUGAUCCAGAAAGAAGACCAUAGUCUCGGUAAUCUCAUUAGAUACUCUUUAUUAAAGGAACCACAAGUCAUAUUCGCUGGUUAUAAAAUGCCUCAUCCGCUCGAGCAUGUCGUCGUAUUAAAAGUCAUGACAACAAAGGACACGAAACCAGAGGCUAUGGUCGCAAAGGCAAUUAAUGACUCGAUAGCCGAGGUGUCUCAUUUGCGGGCCAAGUUUGUUGAAGAGUUGGGUCGUGUAAGGACACAAAUGGCAGCAGCGCCAGACAAGGCGGGCGAGAAGGAUCAAGAUCACGAAAUUCUUCAUUCAACACCACAGCAAGCUCAACCGGUUCAGCUACGGCAUCAAGAACCAAUUGUCACACCAGAAUCAUCUCAGCCUGGUGUAUAUCUUCCUAAUCCUAAUGUAGAUAUGGACUUUUAA
Paraglomus brasilianum is the source of this 519-nucleotide messenger RNA. NCBI's taxonomy places the organism in Eukaryota, Fungi, Glomeromycota, Glomeromycetes, Paraglomerales, Paraglomeraceae. The record is from the annotation of a GenBank genome assembly.